AUGCGGCUAUGUGUGCCCCUCUUCGCUUUGUUUUUCUUCUACCUCUACAUUUUCCUGCCUCCGGUUUCUCUACCUCUCCUAGCUGCGGCAGCAGGAGCCGUGGCUCUGUUUCUUUCUUUGCCUGCUGCUGCCCCUGAUGCGCUGACCCCUCUUGUUUGUUGCUUUCUAAUUCCAUGUUACGCCUUCCUCUUUCCUAUGCCGCCCCACCUUGUUAUUGGAGCCCAAAUCAUAAUUUGCCUUCUAGCAGCCCUCAGCUCUCGCGGAGCAAGCGGCACGGUGUCCAUUAAGCGCUUGCUAGGAGGUGGAGAUGUUUCGACAUUAAGAAAUGACCGUGGGCAUUUGGUUCCCUUUGCUGACCACCGUUCCAUGCAAAUGAUCGUCACCUGUGCUGCGAUUCUCGGUGUCGAUUUUCUGACCUUUCCACGAAAGUUCUGCAAAAGUGUCAAUUCGGGAGUCACACUCAUGGAUUUAGGGGUGGGGGGCAUUAUUUUCACUUCAGGAAUGGUCUCGCGAUACUCAAAGGGGUGUGCUAGAAGGGAUGAGUCCCUGUGGGUCUCUCUGCGCCGCGCUGCUCUUCAUAGUGGUCCUCUCGGCAUCUUCGGGCUGUUUCGCCUCAUCUUCAUGUCCCUCACGAACCUGCAUGUAGGCUGA
Molecule: messenger RNA, 651 nt
Organism: Eimeria necatrix
Lineage: Eukaryota; Apicomplexa; Conoidasida; Eucoccidiorida; Eimeriidae
Exons: 7
Coding region: 1-651 (216 amino acids)
Biological process (GO): GPI anchor biosynthetic process; protein localization to plasma membrane
Cellular component (GO): membrane; endoplasmic reticulum
Molecular function (GO): nucleic acid binding; hydrolase activity; glucosaminyl-phosphatidylinositol O-acyltransferase activity
Source: RefSeq, a predicted model, not a curated record